GGAAAAAGUGAAAAAAUGGCGACUUGCACAGUCUGAACUCAAGCGCUGCACUCUCGUUAACUACUAAAGUAUUACUUUGCGAAUGGAAUAUAGUGAUUCUGAAGUUAUUAAUGCGUUUUGUGAACUAUUGCCCUUAAAUCGGAGAGCAUUCAAUCAGGUGUGCUUGAGUGAGUGAGUGUGUUGGAGUGUGUGAGUGUGUUGGAGUGUGUGUGUGUGUUGGAGUGUGUGUGUGUGUCGGGCUGAGUGGUGAGAGCGAGCAUGCUGGAGUCGGCCUACAGAGACGACUACCUGGCGGCUGACCAGAUGGAACCCAAGCGCCUGCUGCCCAAGCGAGAGCGCAGCGUGAGCGAGCUGGAGGCCAGCCUGACCGUGGGCCAGUAUGUCCUGUGCUGCUGGUCCGACGGCCUCUACUACCUGGGCAAGAUCCAGAGGGUCAGUCCCCCAAAACAGAGCUGCUUUGUUACGUUUGAGGACAACUCCAAAUUCUGGGUCCUGUGGAAAGACAUACAACAUGCUGGAGUGCCCGGUGAGGAACCCAAGUGCUCUGUGUGCUCGGAAAUAGUGUCGGUACCAGGCACCAAUGUCAUUCUUAUCUGCGGCAAAUGUGGAAUAGGUUACCACCAGCAGUGCCACCUGCCCCCCGUAGAGAGUUCUGCAGAUGUCUCCCCCUGGUUCUGCAGGAAGUGCAUCUUUGCCCUGGCUGUGAGGAAAGGGGGCGCUCUGAAGAAGGGCCCCAUUGCCAGAGCACUGCAGGCCAUGAAGCAGGUGCUGGCCUACAACCCAGAGGAGCUGGACUGGGACUCACUGCACCGCACCAACCACCAACAGUGUUACUGCUACUGUGGAGGACCUGGAGAGUGGUACCUGAAGAUGCUGCAGUGCUUCAAGUGUGAGCAGUGGUUCCACGAGGCCUGCAUCCAGUGCCUGCAGGAGUCUAUGAUGUUCGGAGACAGGUUCUACCUGUUCAUCUGUGCCGUGUGCAAUAAAGGAGUGGAGUACAUCAAGCGGCUGGCGCUCAGAUGGGUGGAUGUGGUCCACUUGGCGCUGUACAACCUGGGGGUGCAGAGCAAGAAGAAGUACUUUGAGCUGGAGGAAAUCCUCAGCUUCAUCAGCAGCAACCUGGAGCACUUCCAGCUGGGAAAGCUUUCAAACACACCUCCUGCAGAGAGAGGACAACACAUCCUGGAUGCGCUCAACAACUAUAAAACCAAGUUCCUCUGCGGGAAGGAGAUCAAGAAGAGGAAGUGCAUUUUCCGCCUGCGCUCCCGAGUGCCCCCCAACCCCCCCUCCAAGCUGUUCCCCGAGAAGGCCCAGAGCGAGGGCCGGCGCGGACGCAAGAAGGGCAGCGGCCGCAACAGCAGCUCAGCUCCAGCAGAUAAGAGGAGAAAGAAGAGGUCCAAGUGGCUUCUAGAAGACGCCAUACCCAACAAUGACCUGAGCUCCUGGAGUGCUAACCAUCACAUGGCCAACAUAUUCGACUUCACGCUGGACGAGCUGCAAAGCUUGAAAAGUACCAGUUCAGGCCGAACCCUCAGUCUGGACCAAGACUCCACAGAUGCAGCCAGCACUUCGGGCUCAGCCACCACCAGUGUCUCCUACGACUUCCGUAAGAACGUGGGAAGCCGUAAGCGUAAGCUGCCCUCCUCCUGCUACUCGCUGAUGGCCACCAAGAGGGCGGCGUCAGAGAGCGACCCCAUCAGCCCCCUGAGCCUGCCCGGUGAGGACCCGCCCGUCGCCCUGGAGACGGGCAUCGACAGCCACACCUUCGAGAGCAUCAGCGAAGACGACUCGUCACUCUCCCACCUCAAGUCGUCCAUCACCAGCUACUUUGGUGCCGCCGGCCGCCUCACCUGUGGGGAGAAGUACCAGGUGCUGGCCCGGCGCAUCACACCUGAGGGAAAGGUCCAGUACCUUGUGGAGUGGGAGGGCACCACACCCUACUGAACUGGCAUGUCGUUUCACAUCCCCACCCUCCCCAUUAACACCUAGAGUAGCAGUUCACGAACCCCAGACCCAUUUGACCAAAUGAUUAUUGUUAGUAGUAUUUGUCUGAAGCAGCACUUAGCAGACUGAACUGAGGGAAGGCAACAAUGUGUAUAAGCUAUUACCAGACAGUCAUUUCACAGUAAGCCAUUGACAAAGCAUGACCCCCCCCCAAACACACACACACACACACACACAUACACACACCAGUACUGUGUGAAUCAAACAAUUCUGUUCUGUACAGCAAUGACUCGGUACUGCCCUGUUUGUUUAGAAGGUAAACAAUAAACAAACAGAACAGAUCAACAACAGACGCAUCCACUGGACAGCAACUGGUCACAUACGACUGAUCCCGAGUCAGAAUUCAGAAUCAGCAGCGUGUCUGCAUUAAGAGUCAAAUGUCAAUAGAAGAGUUCAACAGCCUUUGUCUGUUGGACCAGUGUGACCACAUCCUGUUUCCCCUCUGAGCAGAAGCUACGUGCUCUGUUCUGUUCUGAUGGAUGUAGCUGACCUGUGCUAUCUUCUCUUUCUGUAGUACACCGCGCACCUGACGGACGUAUCUGACCUGUGCUAUCUUUUCUUUCUGUAGUACACCGCGCACCUGACGGACGUUGUUGACCUGUGCUAUCUUCUCUUUCUGUAGUACACCGCGCACCUGACUGACGUAGCCGACCUGUGCUAUCUUCUCUUUCUGUAGUACACCGCGCACCUGACUGACGUAGCUGACCUGUGCUAUCUUCUCUUUCUG
Molecule: messenger RNA, 2731 nt
Organism: Alosa alosa (allis shad)
Lineage: Eukaryota; Metazoa; Chordata; Actinopteri; Clupeiformes; Clupeidae
Gene: phf19
Product: PHD finger protein 19
Exons: 15
Coding region: 259-1944 (561 amino acids)
Biological process (GO): regulation of DNA-templated transcription; chromatin organization
Cellular component (GO): nucleus
Molecular function (GO): DNA binding; chromatin binding
Source: RefSeq, a predicted model, not a curated record